Molecule: messenger RNA, 12120 nt
Organism: Betta splendens (Siamese fighting fish)
Lineage: Eukaryota; Metazoa; Chordata; Actinopteri; Anabantiformes; Osphronemidae
Product: laminin subunit alpha-3-like
Exons: 76
Coding region: 922-11154 (3410 amino acids)
Biological process (GO): cell adhesion; regulation of cell adhesion; regulation of cell migration
Molecular function (GO): signaling receptor binding
Source: RefSeq, a predicted model, not a curated record
UCGGAAAUUUAUUGAGGGACUCACACGUUAGACACAAAUAUUUCACUGGUGAUACAGAGAAAGCGGUUAUAAAAGACCUACUGACAGGACCCAGUGGACUUGUGACCUGCUGUGUGCGCAUGCGCUUUUUCUUUUCUUUUUUUUUUUUUAGUUGUGAUGGCAUUUGUGUUCCACUAGAGGUCGCUCGAAGAUCACGAUAAAAGACCCCGCUCUGAUACUUUUUCUCCCACUCGUGUGUACACUAUUUCUGAGCCAGUGUAAUUUUUAAUCCUGAUGCGAUAUGAAAACAUUGUGUUAUAGCAAAAAAAUGCAUCUAAAUAAUAUAAAGCUAUAUAUUGUGUUUUACUCAAACUAAAAUACACUGAUUACACUCAAGACAUGUUUAAAAUUCCAACUUCAAAGUUCCACUUUUCCAGCUUUUAUACAGUAUAUCUUAUAAAAAUGAGCGCGGAAUUACUGUACCAACAAAAUGCGCACAUACUGUAGGACGCUUCACGUCGUGGAGCAGAUUGUUGCACACGUUUUUUAUUGUUAACAAAAACAAACGGCGGAACGCGCUAUGAUCCGAGACCUUUGGCCGCAGUCAUUAGCGACGUGCUCAGACCGUGCGCAUGUUGCGCAGCCCCCUGACACCUGAUCGCUCCCGGGUGGCGCACGGUUUUGUUCGGAAGCAGGAAAGCUGGCGCUGUCAGUUUGGAAACAUGCGCCGGAAUGAAAACACGCCUUCAACACCAGCAGCUCAACUUCACACUUUGACAUAGGUGGACGCGUUUAGUCGUGCUGGAAAUAAAAAAAAAAAAAAAAAAGAAAAAACGCGCGUGAACGCAUCGCAGUUUGACGCACGCCAUGGGAAUCUAUAGAUGACAAUUCCUGCGCGCUGCGGGCUGCUCUCAGCAUCUACUGGGACCUUUAUUGUGGAACAUGGCGAGAGGGAUGCAAGAAGCUCAUCUCCUCGCUGUAUUUUUUACGUUGACAAUAUCUCCGGUCCGGGACGCGGACGCGCAGCGUACUUUUAACCACCUAACAGGUUUUAGUUUGAAUCCGCCGUAUUUCAACCUGGCCGAGGGCUCUAAAAUCUCCGCCACCGCAACCUGCGGCCAGGAUGAAGCCGGGACGCCGAGGAGUGAUUUAUACUGCAAGCUCGUUGGAGGACCCACCAACGGACUCACCCAAAACAUACAGGGUCAGUUCUGUGACUUUUGCAACUCCGUGGAGCCAAACAAAGCCCACCCGGUGAGCUUCGCCAUCGAUGGGACUGAGCGCUGGUGGCAGAGCCCUCCUCUGUCCAGGGGCCUGGUUUACAACGAGGUGAACGUUACCUUGGACCUUGGACAGCUCUUCCAUGUGGCGUACGUCCUCAUCAAGUUCGCCAACUCGCCUCGGCCGGACCUGUGGGUGCUGGAGCGCUCUGUGGACAACGGGAGAACCUUCACCCCCUGGCAGUACUUUGCACAUUCAAAACGUGAAUGCAUAGAAAGGUUUGGGAAACACCCCAACACUCGUGUGCUCCGCGACGAUGACAAGGUCUGCACCACAGAGUACUCGCGCAUCGUUCCCUUGGAGAACGGGGAGGUUGUGGUGUCUCUGGUCAACGGGCGCCCGGGCUCCAGGAACUUCACCUACUCACCGGUGCUGCGGGAUUUCACGAAGGCCACCAACAUCCGCCUCCGCUUCCUCCGCACCAACACGCUGCUGGGGCACCUCAUCUCCAAGACGCAGCGAGACCCCACCGUCACGCGCAGGUAUUUCUAUAGCAUCAAGGACAUCAGCGUCGGCGGACGCUGCGUUUGUCACGGACAUGCGCAGGUGUGCGGCGCGCAGCGCGAUCAAAUGAACCCAAACAGGCUCCAGUGUGAGUGUCAGCACAACACCUGUGGCGAGUCGUGCGACCGCUGCUGCCCAGGCUUCAACCAGAAGCCGUGGCGAGCCGCAACCGUCCACAGCCCCAACGAGUGCCAGCCCUGCUGGUGCUUCUCCCAUGCGUUUGACUGCUAUUACGACCCAGAGGUGGAAAAGAGGGGAGCAAGUUUGGACAGCUUCGGCAGGUAUGACGGAGGAGGAGUGUGCAUCGACUGCCAGCACAACACUGCCGGAGUGAACUGUGAGCGAUGCAUUGAAGGCUUCUACAGACCAUACGGACUCCCCCCAGAGUCUCCAACCGGAUGCAUCCCCUGUAGAUGUGAUCCAAGAACUACAUCUGGCUGUGAAAUGGGGUCUGGGAGAUGUAUCUGCAGGCCGCAGUUUACAGGAGACAACUGUGACUUCUGCGCUGAUGGAUACUAUAACUACCCCCAGUGCAUCCCCUACCCCGUGUACCUACCAACUACCAAAUCUCCUGCAGGCCCUAUCUUAGGCCCCACGCUGUGCCCUCCAGGUUAUUUUGGCUCACCCAGCUGUCAGCAGUGUCCAUGCGACUACCGAGGGACCGCGUCCGGGGCGUGCGACGCCUUAGGACGCUGCCUGUGCCGCCAGCACGUGGAGGGGGAGCGCUGCGAUCGCUGUCGGCCUGGCUUCCACUCCUUCCCCGAGUGCUGGGCGUGUGUCUGUGACGGGGCUGGAGUGGCUCACGGCGGCUGCGGCCCGAGCGGACAGUGCCUCUGCCUCCCCAACUUCGCUGGCCGGGACUGCAGUGAUUGUGCGCCAGGCUACUAUGGCUACCCGGACUGCGUAGGCUGCCGAUGCUCCCUCGAAGGCUCACGCGGCAGCAUAUGCCACCCGCUAUCGGGCCAGUGCCCGUGUGUGCCCGGGGUGGUGGGUCAGCAGUGUGACCGCUGCGCCUCUGGACUCAGGUUCCCCCAGUGCUCAGCCUCCAUCACUCAGUGCAACGGAGCAGGAACCGAGGCUGCGGAUCCCCAAGCGGGCUGCCGCUGCCUCGCCAACGUGGAGGGAACCCUGUGCAACAGAUGCAAACCUCUCUACUGGAACUUGGCUAGAGAGCAUCCACGCGGCUGCACAGAGUGCCAGUGUGACUCGAAGGGGACCCUCAGUGGCGUCGGGGAGUGCGAACAGAGAAGCGGCCAGUGUCACUGCAAAGCCAACGCGUGCGGACGGUCCUGCGACACCUGCAAGGACGGCUACUUCCUGCUGCAGAAGAAGAAUUACUUCGGCUGCCAGGGCUGUCGGUGUGACGUCGGCGGCGCCGUCGACGCCGCGUGCGACGAGGCGACGGGACAGUGUUGGUGUUCGAAGAACACCGUCGGCCGCACAUGCACCGAACCAGCUCCCGGCUCCUUCUUCCCGACCCUGCAUCAGCUGAGGUUCGAGGUGGAGGACGGCACCACGCCCAACGGCCGGUCGGUCCGCUUCGGCUACGACGCCCGGGAGUUCCCGGGCUUCAGCUGGAGGGGCUACGCUGUCAUGUCCCGCGCGCAGAGUGAAGUCAGAGUAGCUGUGCAUGUUGACCCGAAAGAAGGGAGGCAGCGCUUGUUCCGUGUGGUUCUGCGGUUCAUUAACCCCAGCGGCGCCGGUGUUACGUGUAGCAUCCGGGCUGCGAAUAACAGAGACGCCGCAGGGUCAGAUCAAAGCAAGGAGGUAACAUUCCCCGUGAGCCGCUCCCCAUCGUUCCUCACUGUCCCGGGGGAGGGCUUCGCUGAGCCCUUCGCUUUGACUCCUGGGAAAUGGAUCAUUCACAUCAGGGCAGAGGGAGUUCUCCUCGAUUACUUGGUUCUGCUGCCCCGGGAAUACUAUGAGGCACCACUACUGCAGGAGAAGGUCACCCAGCCCUGCACAUACUUACCCACCGCUAACAAGAACACUAACUGUUUAUUGUACAAGCAUGUGGCCAUGGACGGCUUCAGCUCCGCACUGGGCUCACAGGGCCGCUUCUCCAGCCGCAGCAGGCGUAAGAGCAGGCAGGCCCGGGUCCGGCGGCCCACCCCAGACCACCCUGACAUGGCCGCUCUCAACGGCAGACAGUCGCAGCUUCAGCUCCUUUUGCAUGUGCCACGUCCUGGCCCAUACGCUCUAAUCCUGGAGUAUGCGAGCGAGGUGGACAUCGUCCAGAACGUCAACAUACUCAUCAGUGACCAGUCAGGUGGCCAGAUGCUGGCCAGGGCCAACGUCUAUGCUUGUGCCUUCAGCUUUUUGUGUCGCGGCGUGGCGGUGGACAACAGCAACCGGGUGGCGGCUCUGCAGCUCGCUCACAGGACGGACGUCCUCCUGCAAACCUCCACAGCCUCCUUCCUGCUGCACAAAGUGUAUGCGGUGCCUGCGGAGGAGUUCUCAAUGGAGUAUGUUGAGCCCAAGGUGCUCUGCGUCUCCACCCACGGCCGCUUCACGGAAGACGGUCGACACUGUGUCCUGAGUCAGUUUGCCAAGCCGGCCACUGCCUGGUUUUUCUACGCCGCGCGCGAUGGGCAGCUGUCGUCCACGGCAACUGCUGCGGAGAACGAGGACUGGAGACGGAGGCGACAGACUGGGCUGGACGAGCCUCAGAGUGACGGCACGUUGCUUAAAUUCCCUCAGACAACGAUCAGUUUCUCUCCCAGGGUGCCCCUUCCAGGCAGGUAUGUGGUGGUCGUCCAUUACCGCCAGCCUGAACAUACCUCGUUCCCCGUUGAGGUCAGAGUGGACGCAGGGCGUGAGUGGCCUGGUUCAAUGAACGCAUCCUUCUGCCCGGCCGUCUCGGGCUGCAGGGAGGUGGUGAUCGCCGAUGGCAGAAUUGCGCUGGACUUUGAGCAGCGUUCGUGGCAGCUCCCCAGCAUCUCUGUCGUCAUGCCACCCAGAAAGACCCUCAUUCUGGAUUAUAUAAUGUUGGUUCCUGAUAGCAGCUACACCCCUGAUCUCUUGAGGGAGAAGCCGCUGGAUAGAUCUUCAGAUUUCAUACAGCAAUGCAGUGGAGAAGGGUUCUACAUAGACCCCAGCGCUUCUUCACAAUUCUGUAGAGACUCUGCUCGCUCCCUCGUAGCCGCAUACAAUGGCGGAGCUCUGCCGUGCAACUGUGACCCAUCCGGUUCCACAGGGACCACGUGCGACCCGGUUGGAGGACAGUGUCUCUGCAGGCAGCACGUCAUCGGCCGACAGUGCACAAAGUGCGCCACCGGCUACUAUGGAUUCCCGUACUGCAGGCCGUGCGAGUGCGGCCGCCGCCUCUGCGACGAGGUGACCGGACGCUGCAUCUGCCCUCCGCACACCGUCACCCCGGCCUGCGACGUGUGCCAGAACCGGACCUUCAGCUACCACCCGCUGCUGGGCUGCGAGGACUGUGAGUGCUCCCCGGGCGGACUCAGAACCGGGGCGGGGCCCGACUGCGACCGGGUCACCGGACAGUGCAGCUGCAAGCCCAGGAUCGGGGGCCGGCAGUGCCAGCGCUGUGCCGCCGGGUUCUAUCGCUUCCCCGAGUGUGUGCCGUGCGACUGCGACCGCGGCGGCGUCGCGCCCGACGUGUGCCACCCCGACACCGGACGGUGCCUCUGCAAGAGGAAUGUUGCUGGUGUCAGAUGUGACGCCUGUGAAGGAGGCUCCUUCUACUUCGACCCAUCGAAUCCCCAGGGCUGCACCAGCUGCUUCUGCUUCGGAGCCACCGACCAGUGUCAGAGCUCCGUCAAGCGCAGGGGAAAGUUUGUGGAGAUGCGAGGCUGGCGCCUGGGCAGCUCUGACCAGGAGGAGGUUCAGUCUGUGCUCAACACAGCCAGUAACACGGUGGUGGCAGACGUCCAGGAGCUCCCUCGUUCGGUUCAGACUCUACACUGGGUGGCACCAGCGUCCUACUUGGGAAACCGGGUUUCAUCGUAUGGCGGUUUCCUCACCUACCAGUCCAAAUCUUUUGGAAUUCCCACUGAGGGGAUGAUUCAACUGGACAGGAGACCUGACGUCCUGCUAACUGGCCAGAAUAUGACCCUGAUCCACAUGUCUCCACAAGCACCAGUUCCAGACAGGCUGUAUCAGGGCAGAAUCCAGCUUGUGGAGGGCAACUGGCGCCAUGCUGUCACCAACAGGCCCGUGUCCAGAGAGGAGCUGAUGGUGGUCCUGGCGGGUCUGGUGGGCCUCAGGUUCCGAGCCCUGUACUUUACGGAGACCCAGCGGCUCAGCUUAGGGGAGGUCGGCCUGGAGGAGGCCACCGCCGCGGGGACUGGAGGCCCCGGCAACACGGUGGAGCAGUGCCUAUGUCCCCAUCAGUACACGGGAGACUCCUGUGAGAGAUGCGCCCCUGGUUUCUACAGAGAGGGCAGUGGGUCGUUCCUGGGCCGCUGCGUGCCCUGUGACUGUAAUGGUCUGUCUGAUGUGUGUGAUGAAAGCAGUGGGAGAUGUCUGAAUUGUCAGUUCAACACAGCUGGCGAACGGUGUGAACGCUGCAAAGAAGGUUACUACGGCAACGCCAUUCAGAGGACCUGCAAAGUGUGCCCGUGCCCUUUCCAUGUACCUACAAACAGCUUCGCUAUAGGCUGCAGAGAGGCCUAUGAGGACAUCCAGUGUAUAUGCAGGGCAGGGUACACUGGUGAAAGGUGUGAGAGGUGUGCUCCUGGUUACUAUGGCGAUCCGCUGACUCCUGGGGGCAGUUGUCGCCCCUGUAACUGCAACGGCAACGGUAACAACUGUGAUCCCCGGACCGGAGUUUGCAAGAACACACUGGAGCCAGGUGACACGAACACAGACGAGAGCUGCCAAGAGUGUGAUAACUGUGCCCAGACAUUACUACACGAUCUGGAGCAGCUGGAUGAUGAACUGGAAAGAGUCCAGGCUGAGCUGAACGAUGCGACUGCCAGCUCCACCUCCCAGGACAUGCUGAGGAAGCUGGAGAAGGCCGUGUCAGACACCAAGAUUCUUGUGAAUGCAUUCAGUAAUGCCAUCAACAGCCAAAAGGCCCGAGUGGACCAGCUGGGCAAGGACACAGUCACUCUAGCAGAUGACAUCAACUCCCUGAAAGACAAAGCUGAUAGAACGGCUGCUGACGCUGACAGGGCGGUGGGCCAAAUUGAGGAAACCCACGCGAGGGCUAAGGAUCUGAACACAGAGAUUCAAAAUAUGCUGAAGAAAAUCCAAGCUCUGCUGGAUAGGCUGAAACACGCAGGUGACCGCGGGGACGCCAGUCCGAACGAAAGCCUCACUAAAAUGCUGGAGGAAGCUCAACGCAUGGUGAAGGACAUGGAGGACAGGAACUUCACCCCUCAAAAGACAGCCGCUGAGAAAGAGAGAGACGAGGCCAAGAAACUGCUUGAUCACAUCCAGGCUGACGUUACCAAGCAGCUUGACCAAAACAAGGCCACGGCGGCCAAGAUUCAAGGUCUACUGAAGGAUUACGAGGCCAAGCUGAAGGAGCUGAAGGACGCUCUCACUGAGGCUCGGGGCUCGGUGAAACAAGCCAACGCCCUGAACGGACUGAACGCCCAGGGGAUGGAGGAGCUGCAGAAACGUAUCGACGCCUUGAAGAAGGAGCAGAAGACUGUGGAGGACCAGAUGUCCAUGGCGGAGAAUGAGCUGCAGAAAACAGAGGAUUUGGUGAAAAUGCUCACCGACAGUAAAACGGAGUAUGAACAGCUGGCAGCACAGCUGGAUGGCGCCAAGACCGACCUCACCGAGAGGGUGAAUGAGAUUUCGAAGGCGGCAGCCAAGGAGGACAUUGUGGUGAAGGCAGAGGAGCAUGCUAGGAACCUGGAGGAGCUGGCGAGGGACCUCGAAAAUGCUGUGAAGAACACGAGUGGACGCACUGAGGUGCGAAACGCCAAAGACGCUAUCGAUGUCUACAAGAACAUCACAGAUUCCAUCAAUGCUGCUGAGGCUGCAGCCGCAGAGGCCAAAGAUGCAGCAGACAAAGCUUUGGACAACGUAAAGAAGCAGAACCUCCUAGAACGAGCGCAAGACCUGAAGCUGACUGGAGACGACCUUCUGCAGGACGCAAAGCAAGCGGACAAGGACCUUCAGGGCGCUGAAGGCGAACUAGCCGAUGUGAAAAGGCGCCUGAAGAACGCCAAUGACAAGAAGAAGGCUCUGGAGAAAGACCUGCUUGAUGCACAGAACGAGUUAAAUGUCACCAAAAGAGACGACAUCGCUAAGAUGCUCGACGACGCCAAGAGGAAGGCGGCCUCAGCCAACGACACGGCCAGCGGCACCAUGGACAAACUGAAUCAGAUCAGAAAGGAGAUCAACAAGAUCAGCGUUACUCCUGUGGACUCAAAUCUAACCAACGUACUGAACAACGUGGACCAAUCAGUGAAGAAGUUGCUGAGCGCCAUCCCACAGCUGGACAGUAAGAUCUCAGAGGUGGAGAACCUGACUUCGCAGAGCUCCUUCAUCACUAACAUAACCGAGGACAUCAAGAACAUCAAGGAGCUGAUCGAACAGGCUCGGGACACGGCUAACAGGAUUGUGAUCCCGAUGAAGUUCGCGGGCAACGGCUACGUGGAGAUGCGAAAGCCCCAAGACCUGGACGAUCUGAGGGCCUACACGUCGCUGGCCUUGUCGCUACAGAGGCCCGAAGGCGGUGGAGAUGGACGACGCAGACGCAGGCAGACCAGCGGAGACGUGUUUGUCUUGUACCUUGGCAGUCGGGAUACCACUAAGGACUACAUCGGCAUGUACCUGAAGAGCAACGUGCUGCAUGGCGUCUACAAGCUGAACGGGAACAUGUACACCAUAAAAACAGCCUACAUCUCCAGGUCGGCCUCCCAGUCGUCCAGGUUCGACAGAGUGGAGCUGAACAGAAUUUACCAAGAUGUGCAGAUGAACCUCACGAAAGACUUCACCUCGGUCAGUCCUCUGAAGCCGCUUCUGUACAACAACAUAGGGGACAACAACAAGAACCUGCUGGACCUCAGCCCCAGCGACGUGGUGUUCUACGUCGGUGGUUAUCCUAGCAACUUCACCCCACCGGACUCUCUCAACUUCCCCGGCUAUGACGGUUGCAUUGAAUUCGCCUCGUUUAACGACAAACUUGUCAGUCUCUACAAUUUCCAAACGGCUGAGAACGUCAAUUUGGACACUCCAUGCAGCAGGUAUGUUGCUCAAUUGGACUCGUCCUACUUUGAAGGCACUGGCUACGGCCGAGUGACGAUAAAGAAGACAGGCAGCACGCUCCUCAUCGGCAUGUCCGUCUUCACCCGCCUUGAAAACGGUCUGCUCUUAUACAUGGGCAAUGAGAACAACUACUUCACCGUGACCAUUGAAAAGGGUUUCUUAGUCGUACGGGGUGACUUGAUUCAGAUACCAGGUAGAAGCCCCAACAAACUAUUCCCGCUGACCGAGAAUCAGGACAUCUUGAUCGUUAUCAAAAGCACCCGAGACAUUUCGGCGCGUCUCGGCACCAGCACCGACCCCGAAGUGACCAAACUCAACACGGCUAAAGCCGACGCGCCGUACGACCUCACUGCUUUCACAGAUUACUAUAUCGGUGGAGCUCCACUAAACUUGAGGGAAAGGUUCAACAUCACUAUGCAAGCGUUCAAAGGAUGCAUGAACAACCUGAAGCAGCAGAGGGACUUCAAGGCCAUCGACGAGAGCGUGGGCAUCAGCAAAGGUUGUCCUGUGGAAUCUCUGGUUUCCCGUAAGGCCGAGUUCAGCCUGGGGAGCUCGCUGUCCGCGGACCUCAGCGGCUUCAGUCUGGCUGGAGACGUCACCGUCUCCGUUGGAUUCAGGAGCACAGAGAGUGAGGGGCUCAUUCUCCAAAGCGCAGACAAAGACCUGGCCAGGGGAAUCAACCUUGCGCUGGACAACGGCUAUGUGAUGGCCAGCGCCAACAGCGUGGUGUGGAAAUCCAACAAACAGUACCACGAUGGCCGCUGGCAUUAUCUGACUGUAACCACCAGAGGCGGAAGCGUCGGGAUGCUUAUUGAUGACGAUGACAGCGGUCAGAGACAGAGCGGCAGCGGCUCGGUCGGUGACACCGGCGGCUCCUUGCUCCUGGGAAAAGAAGCGUUCAAAGGCUGCAUUUCCAACCUUUACACAAGACGGCCUGAAAACCUGUACAAGCCCGAGGACCUAGACGCCUUCACGUCUUCUGGAGACGUGGUGCUGGACGUGUGCACCGCGGACACUCCUGCUCAACUGAUGCUGGACCGCAGCAUGAAGAAGGGCAGCGCCGUGCAGCAGACGGACGACAGCGUAUCCGCAUGUGCACAGCCCGCCACCGUCCAACACGCCUAUCGCAUGGGGGGUCCUGUCAGCAGCCUGAGCUACAGCCUUCCACUGCAGGUCCUGCAGCCCAGGCCACACUUCUCCCUGGAUGUCAGGACGCGCUCCAUGGAAGGCCUGCUGUUCCUCGCUGCAACCAGAGGAGGGCACUCUCAUCUUGCCUUGUACAUGUCCAAGGGCAGAAUCAGACUGUCUGUGGGCAAACAGAAGGAGAUCUUCAACCGGGAGAAGUACAAUGACGGGAAGUGGCACUCGGUCAUAUUCAGUUUGGAGAAGAAGAAGUUCCGACUGGUUGUAGAUGGGAUCAGAGCCCAGGACGGUCAGCUGACAAGCACUGAACUCACAUCUAUGCAGCAGUUUAUGUCUCCUGUGUACCUGGGCAGCGCACCACAAUCCCUUCACAAGCAGCUAAAGUCGAAGGCCCUUCCGAAGCAAAGUAUAUCCGGCUGUCUCCGGAAUUUUAAAAUGAAUGGUGCACCCAUGUCACAUCCAGCCACGAACCGCGGCGCAGGUCCCUGCUUUGAAGGCUCCACACAGAGAGGAACCUAUUUCUCAGGGAAUGGAGCACACGCGGUUAUCAACGACUCCUUCGUGGUGGGCUCCAGCUUUGAGCUGCUGUUUAACGUCCGUCCAAGGAGUCUGACUGGGCUCCUGCUGCAUGUGGGGAACUUCAGCCGGAGCCAGUACGGACCCUCCACAGGCCACUAUCUCAGCGUCUACAUGAGGAGAGGAGAGGUGGUGGCACAAGCAAACAAUGGAAAAGGAGAAUUUAUGGUGUCAGUGAAGCCCAAAGAUUCUUUAUGUGAUGGAACAUUUCAUAAAAUUUCAGUGAUAAAGAGGAAAAAUGUUAUUCAGCUGCAUGUGGACACAGUGGACAAUUAUAAAAUUGGACCACAAUCCUCAAUCAGUCCGACCAAAAGCCCUCUGUAUGUUGGUGGCAUUCCUGAGAUGUCGGUGCAACGGACGCUGCCCGUCACGUCGUCCUUCGUUGGGUGCAUCCAGGACAUGAGGAUCAACGGGGAGUCGAUCUACUUCGAGAAGCUUCCCGGCCUGUUUGGGCCGGUCAACCCCAAAGAGUGUCCGAGCUGAGCGGCAGCAACCAACCGCGGGACCACGUCCUCUGCCAACCAUGUGCAAUGCGUUACCAAGACAGAGAAUGUUUGCGCGUACGACUGUAGCGUGGCAGGAGAACGUGAGCGAUGGCGCUGCAUUUUCGUGCCUUUCCUGUAUUAUGAGUGGGAGAGUCUGAAUGCGAGCGUGUACAGUAUGUGUCCAAACAGAGACGUGCUCAGCGGAACAGUUUGUCACAUUUGCUGCUCUGUUCAACAUUUCCGUAUUUAUUUUGUGAUAUAACCAUAUAUCACAUAGCAGCCGCCAGUCCACUCCUUUUACUGUCGACAAUCAAAUGCUACUGAGUUUGCUCGUCACUGGUGGUGGCUGCAGUUUGAGCAACCCAGCACUUUAAGAAAGCUAUUUUUUCCAUGGUGCUUAAUUGUGCAGUACAUCAAUAUUAUUAGUUGGUGUUUUGUCGUUGUUGGACUAAAAGGUUUAUUCUAUAUUAAUAUUGUUUACACAAACACACUCGGUGCUCAGUGUAGGGGACGUUCAGGGGCUGCCAGGCUGUUUUCUAAUCACAUCCACAUUAAAGCUUGUACUGUAUAAUUCCGCCUUGUAACCACACGGGACAUGGAAUCACAUGUUGUAAGUCUGAAUUUAUUUUGCAUUCCUCAUGCAUGAAGAUGUUCUGCAUCACAACCGAACAAUCAGUACCUGCUGAAUUUUUUUGUGUUCAAAAAAACGAUAUUUUGUAAAUUCCAUUAGAAUAAAUUUUCAUAAAUCAGAUUUCUCACGUUUGGGACCAUUUAGCCCAUAUGAAAGUAAAUUUAACAAGAGAUGAGUUGUGCUUGAGUUGCCCUGGAAAGUGUUCUGAACGUGUGAUGUGAAAAAAUAUGCAUGAUAAUUGGACAUACAGUAUGUACAUGCAUUCCUGUGUUGUGACCACUGAUUUGUAAACUGUCUAAUUAAUGUUAAAUUUAUAAAUCCCUCUCAGUGCCA